CACACACACACACACACACACACACGCGAUCGCUCACUCGAUGAUCAGCAGGCUACACACACUUCGGUAGUUAAAUAUAACACAGAUUUACACUUUAGUUAGUAAUCCGUGAUGAUGAUGAUGAUGAUGAAGAUGAAGAUGUCCAGAUGUGUGAGCAGUUUCAUGUGCAGGAUGAAAUCAGCUCCAGCGCCGCUGUUCUGCAGAAUGCAGCACUCGCAGCAGGACAGACCUGCCCCCUUUCGCCCUGAGACCUCGAUGGCCAAGACGCUGAUGGACAUCGGGGCACGGAGGAUUUUCUCUGAGGAACACGACCUGUUUAGACACAACGUCCGGCGGUUCUUUAAGGAGGAAGUGGUUCCUUAUCACAGGGAGUGGGAGAAAGCAGGUGAGGUGAGUAGGGAGGUGUGGGAGAAGGCGGGACUGCAGGGGCUGCUGGGAAUUUACACUCCUGCUGAACAUGGUGGGAUCGGAGGAGACCUGCUCUCUGCUGCCAUCAUGUGGGAGGAGCAGAUGUACUCUAACUGUUCAGGUCCUGGCUUUUCUCUGCAUUCAGAGAUCGUGAUGCCAUACAUCAGUCAUUAUGGUUCACAGGCUCAGAUUGAGCACUACCUGCCCCAGAUGGCUGCUGGGAAAUGCAUCGGCGCCAUCGCCAUGAGUGAACCGGGGGCGGGCAGUGAUAUUCAGGGAGUGAAGACAUAUGCUCGGCGAGACGGCACUGACUGGAUCCUCAAUGGAAAUAAGGUGUUUAUCACUAACGGCUGGAUGAGUGAUCUGGUCAUCGUUGUCGCUGUAACGAAUCGUGAGGUGAAAUCAGCAGCUCAUGGUCUCAGUCUGUUUCUGGUGGAGAGCGGCACCAAGGGCUUCACCAAGGGACGGAAACUGGAGAAGAUCGGUCUGAAAGCACAGGACACAGCAGAGUUGUUUUUUGAGGAUGUUCGUCUCCCAGCUGAUUCUGUACUCGGAGAACUGAACAGAGGUUUUUAUUACCUCAUGAAUGAACUACCACAGGAGCGGUUGAUAAUAGCAGUCAUGGCUCUGGCCAGCUGUGAGUUUAUGUUUGAGGAGACUCGGGAUUAUGUAACUCAGAGGAAGGCCUUUGGAAAAACUGUGGCUGACCUUCAGACAGUUCAGCACCGGUUAGCUGAGCUGAAGACAGAGAUCUGUGUGGGUCGAGCUUUUAUUGAUAACUGCCUCCAGCUGCACAGUGAGAAGAAGCUGGACUCCAGCACGGCCUCUAUGGCCAAAUACUGGGCGUCAGAGUUACAGAAUAAAGUGGCCACUCAGUGUCUGCAGCUGCAUGGUGGGUGGGGCUACAUGUGGGAAUAUCCAAUCGCCAGAGCUUUCGUGGACGCUCGUGUGCAGCCCAUCUACGGUGGGACCAAUGAGAUCAUGAAGGAGCUGAUCGCUCGCACCAUCGUCACACACAGAUAGACGACUGCCGAGCCGAGAGUGUGUGUGUGCGUGUGCGUGUGUGUGUCUGUGCAUAUGUGUGUUUAAUCAAUGCUGUGAUUGACAUGAGGAUAAGGAAAGCUGAUCAGAAAGCAGAUAAUACAUUUAAUUUGAGAUCCUGUGACAAUUUCGAUAAUUUUUAAUAAAUAAAUAUUUAAAAACUUGCA
Molecule: messenger RNA, 1616 nt
Organism: Tachysurus vachellii
Lineage: Eukaryota; Metazoa; Chordata; Actinopteri; Siluriformes; Bagridae
Gene: acadl
Product: acyl-CoA dehydrogenase long chain
Exons: 11
Coding region: 112-1431 (439 amino acids)
Biological process (GO): fatty acid beta-oxidation using acyl-CoA dehydrogenase; carnitine metabolic process, CoA-linked; long-chain fatty acid catabolic process
Cellular component (GO): mitochondrion
Molecular function (GO): long-chain fatty acyl-CoA dehydrogenase activity; flavin adenine dinucleotide binding
Source: RefSeq, a predicted model, not a curated record